This is a messenger RNA of Alternaria arbusti, 900 nucleotides long. RefSeq lists its product as uncharacterized. Lineage: Eukaryota; Fungi; Ascomycota; Dothideomycetes; Pleosporales; Pleosporaceae. The coding region runs from base 1 to 900 and encodes 299 amino acids. The transcript has 2 exons. The record is from RefSeq and is a predicted model, not a curated record.
AUGGCCAUGACGCCGUCCGAACAGAAGCGCAGCUCGACUGGCAGUCGCGUGUUGGGCAUGACGGGCCCAGCAGGCGAGCCCGGCCUGCCACCCUCGCGACCGUCGUCGAUUGCGACUGCCAAUUCGGGCAGCCAGAACAGAUGGUCCCAGGCCAGCCCUGCACGACGAGGAGGCGGCAUGAGCGUCGCCGGCAGUCUAGGACACAGCCGCCCAACGACGUCUGCCAGUAGAACCCAUGUUCCGCUGGCAGCCCACGGCUUCUUUCGCCCCAUGAGCUCGCAGCGUCUUCAACAACAACGCAACCAGCGCCCCAAUUCCCUCCUCGGCCACGGCUCGCUCUAUUCCGACGCUACACACGAAACGGGCAGCAAUCCGUACCGCCAGAGUACAGGCUCUACGCAAACAAUUCGGCACGGCGCCCCAACCCUGGGCCUCCAUCACGAGCUGGAUCCGCAGCCUCCGCCGUCGCGCGGCACCGACAUCACCGAUAGAGACAUGCCCGACCGCACCACAGCCAACACCACGCCCACGGGCGCAGAAACAGUGCGCAGUCGAGGCGAGAGCAUCACUCCCCUGCAGCGACCCAGGCCUCAGCACCUGGAUCUCUCUAAUGUUCAUGGCCACGAUUCCGGCAAGCUCCCAACGCCCAGCAAAUCGCCCCGCUCUUUCGGUUCCAGCUUCAUGUUGUCCAGUCGCGACGGACGCUCAGCCCAAAUACGACCCCAUCAAGGACACGAGAAACUCACCUCUGCCGAGUCGUCACCCAGAAUAGCCCGCAAAGAAGCUACUAAGGAGGCAGUCAAGCGGGAGCUCGGCAGGAACUACCAGUACUUCUCUGGCAAUACCGCGUUUUGCUGGGGCGAUACUUCCCCGAAAUCUACAUCCAUUCCCCCCUCCUAA